Messenger RNA from Didymodactylos carnosus, 646 nucleotides. NCBI's taxonomy places the organism in Eukaryota, Metazoa, Rotifera, Eurotatoria, Philodinida, Philodinidae. The record is from the annotation of a GenBank genome assembly.
AUGUUAUUUAAAAGGCCUUCUCCACCUUCUAUACCUUUUACUCGAUCACAAUUAAAACAAUUAUUAGAAUUCACUAAAUUCUUUUAUCGUACGAUAACGUCUAGUAAAUUCGAGUCUUAUGAAGAUGAUGAAAUAUUGAGAAAUCUAGCGAAUGAUAAAUCUAUUUAUAUUACUCGUCCCGAUAAAGGUCGAGGAGCUGUUAUUCUUGAUAAAAUGCAAUAUAUAAAUAAAGUUGAAACCAUUCUAAAUGAUAAUACAAAACUCACACGAUUAGAUAAAGAUCCGACAAUUACACGGGAAAAUUCAUUAACAACACUACUAAGAGAAAUAAAAAACGAGGGUUAUAUUACAGAACAAGAAUAUCAAAGGAUCAGACCAGUCGGUUCUAUACCAGCCAGAUUAUAUGGUCUUCCAAAAACUCAUAAAAUAGGUGUUCCUAUACGUCCUAUUAUUUCUUGUUUACAAUCAUAUAACUAUGGAUUAGCUAAAUUCCUAGCGAACAUCAUUACUCCAUUACGGAAUAGUAAAUAUUCAUUGAAAAAUACUGAUGAAUUUCUAACAUUCUUAAAAUCGAAUCCACAGUUAGCAAAAUUUAAAAUGAUUAGUUUUGAUAUUGAGAGUUUAUUUACAAAUAUACCAGUGAAAG